This is a messenger RNA of Acanthosepion pharaonis, 573 nucleotides long. The record is from the annotation of a GenBank genome assembly. Lineage: Eukaryota; Metazoa; Mollusca; Cephalopoda; Sepiida; Sepiidae.
AUGGUUCAGUAUUCUAUCCAUGAAUGGUUCGAUAUUCUACACAGGAAAGGUUCGGUAUUCUAUCCAGGAAUGGUUCGGUAUUCUACUCAGGAAAGGUUCGGUAUCCUGUCCAGGAAUGUUUCGGUAUUCUAUCAAGGAAUGGUUCAGUAUACUACUCAGGGGUGGUUCGGUAUUCUAUCCAAGAAUGAUUCGGUAUUCUAUCCAGGAAUGGUUCGGUAUUCUAUCCAGGAGUGGUUUAGUAUUCUACUCAGGAAAGAUUCGGCAUUCAAUCAUGGAAUGGUUCGGUAUUCUACUCAGGAAAGUUUCUGUAUUCUAUCCAAGAAUGGUUCGGUAUUCUAUCCAGGAAUGGUUCAGUAUUCUAUCCAGGAAUGGUUCAGCAUUCUACCCAGGAAAGGUUCGGUAUUAUAUCCAGGAAUGGUUCCGUAUUCUAUCCAAGAAUCGUUCGGUAUUCUGUCCAGGAACGGUUCAGUAUUCUACUCAGGAAACGUUCGAUAUUCUAUCCAGGAAUGGUUCGGUAUUCUAUUCAGGAAUGGUUCGUUAUUCUGUCCAGAAAUGGUUCGGUAUUCUAUCUAG